CAAGCCGGUCAGCUGACUUCUUGGGACUGCGGCGUCAUCCAGGCUAUAAGCGCGCGACCUCUGACAUUAAGCUUCGCUCCCGCCGGGCCACCGCAACCAUGCAGACCCCCGGCAUCUUGCUGCUCGCCCUCGGCCUCCUGGCCGCAUCCACCUCCGCGGUUAUCAGAAUCCCCCUGCACAAGUUCACGUCCAUCCGUCGGACCAUGACAGAGAUGGGCGGUUCUGUGGAAGACCUGAUCCUGAAGGGUCCCAUAACCAAGUACUCCAUGCAACCGUCUACUGAGACCAAGGGGCCAGUGUCAGAGAUACUCAAAAACUACCUGGAUGCCCAGUACUUCGGUGACAUCGGCAUUGGGACCCCUCCACAGUGUUUCACAGUCGUCUUUGAUACUGGCUCCUCUAACCUGUGGGUCCCCUCGAUUCAUUGCAAGCUGCUGGAUUUAGCCUGCUGGAUUCACCACAAGUACAAUAGUGGCAAGUCCAGCACCUACGUGAAGAACGGCACAGCCUUCGACAUCCACUACGGCUCAGGCAGUCUCUCGGGGUACCUGAGCCAGGACACCGUGUCGGUGCCAUGUAAGACCGAGAAGACAAGCCUUGGUAUCAAGGUGGAGAAACAGAUCUUUGGGGAAGCCACCAAGCAGCCUGGAAUCACGUUCAUCGCAGCCAAGUUUGAUGGCAUCUUGGGCAUGGCCUACCCUCGUAUUUCUGUCAACAAUGUGCUUCCAGUCUUUGACAACCUGAUGCAACAGAAGCUGGUGGAAAAGAACAUUUUCUCCUUCUACCUGAACAGGGACCCCAGCGGACAACCCGGAGGGGAGCUGAUGCUCGGUGGCAUUGACUCCAAGUUCUACAAGGGGGAGCUGUCCUUCAUGAAUGUCACUCGCAAGGCCUACUGGCAGGUGCACAUGGAUCAGUUGGAGGUGGGCAGCGGCCUGACCCUAUGCAAGGGAGGCUGUGAGGCUAUUGUGGACACGGGGACGUCCCUUGUGGUGGGGCCUGUGGAUGAGGUGAAGGAGCUACAGAAGGCCAUUGGAGCAGUGCCUCUAAUCCAGGGCGAGUAUAUGAUCCCUUGUGAGAAGGUAUCCAGUCUGCCUACCAUCACCCUGAAGCUAGGAGGCAAAAACUAUGAUCUGCCCCCAGACAAGUAUAUACUCAAGGUGUCUCAAGGUGGAAAGACAAUCUGCCUGAGUGGCUUCAUGGGGAUGGACAUACCCCCUCCCAGUGGGCCGCUCUGGAUCCUGGGCGAUGUCUUCAUUGGCUGCUACUACACUGUGUUUGACAGAGACAACAACAGGGUUGGCUUUGCCAAAGCUGCCACUCUCUAAGUUGCUCCUUGCCCGUCAUUGGGGAAAUGGAUCAGAGUCCAGUAGAGGAAGCCAGCCAGCCCCAUCCCUCCACCUGCCCCACUCACACACAUUCACACUCACCUAGCAUUGCUGGGCCCUUGGGAGGCCUGGCUUGAGCUGGUCCAGCUGUUCUGUUCUGUGGUUCCUAUCCCUGGGUUCAGAUUGCCGCCCUCUGCCUGUCUGAAGGAGGCCAAGGCCCACCCAGUACAUAAGGCUGCCGUGAAAGGCUCCUAUUGGUUUGGUAGCUGCUGAGAUUGCUUGUCUUAUCCUGCUGCCCUUUGCUGCGUGGGCGGCACUCCAGAGCAGGCCAGUUGGUCUUGGGAUCCCUCCAAGAACCAGCCCUGACCCAAGUCCCUCACUCAGCCUGGGGAUGGCACCAAGCUUCACUGCCAUACUAUCUCUGACCUGGUAGAGACCUGAAGACUAGCAGGAAGGAGCAAGAGGACAGAAGCUAAACUAUGAACCUGAGGGUUUACCUGGGGCCUGACCCCACCUACCUGGGAAGGAAUGCCUCAGCCUGGGGCAGAGGCAGGAUGGCUGACUGGUUUUAGCUGGCCUCUGCUGCCCUCAUUCUGGGCUAGGUGGCUGGGAGCCAAAGUUGGUAUACAAAUACAGUUGUUUUGGGCCUCUU
Psammomys obesus (fat sand rat) is the source of this 1980-nucleotide messenger RNA. RefSeq names its product cathepsin D (gene Ctsd). Gene Ontology annotation, molecular function: aspartic-type endopeptidase activity. Gene Ontology annotation, biological process: proteolysis. Gene Ontology annotation, cellular component: lysosome. The record is from RefSeq and is a predicted model, not a curated record. The coding region runs from base 99 to 1328 and encodes 409 amino acids. The transcript is spliced from 9 exons. Lineage: Eukaryota; Metazoa; Chordata; Mammalia; Rodentia; Muridae.